CCACACGUCCACAUAAUCUCCGUCAGCCGACUUUCAUAACGUUAUACACAGCUACCUUUCCAGUUGUGCUGUAUAUUUUUAUUUUACACGGAACAAGGAAUCUACUUUAGCUGAUUGUACAGGAUUAACGCGGGCACUAUGAACUGGGAAACAAUUUUGUUCAGCUGUUUUUUGGUGGUUUUUUAUGUUGGAUCAGGCUCAGGAUUUUAUUAUCCAAUUACUGAUCUGGACGAUAAAUGUAACCGCACCAUCCGAAUCGAAUGCCCGUGGGCGGUGCUAUCCAGUGGGCGUGCCGGGACCUUUCGUUAUCGCCGCGUUCCCGCUGGCAACUGUGAGGUCAACAUUACUAUCAGGAAUACAUACAGUACCUGUCGGUACACACCAACACUCUACUUCAACAUCAAGAAAUCGAGGAUCUCCGAAGGCGCCGAACUGCUGAUCCACAGCACGCAUACCGCCCACGGUUGGCGCUUGGCAAAGCGCAUCCCCGGAGGACGUAGUCCGCAUAACAGAGAUCCGACCUCAGUGGCGCAGCUGAAGACACGGAUGCCGUACAUGGAAUCGCAGCUGGGUCUGGCCUUCAUGGGCGAUGGACGGACGUCGUCCAGCUACGAAUUGGAGAUUGAUUAUGCGGUUCUUGUCGAUGACAACGAGUACAAAGAAGUGUGGUGUUCUGCGCUGGGCGCGUACAUAAACGACGAUAUUGCGUGUGAUGAGGACGAUCGUAUCACCUGUCCCUAUGAUUACUACGAGACUAUCGGGCUAAACCCUGCCACCGGCUUCGGCGCUUGCAAGCUGAGCUCCGGCGCCAUCGCCGGCAUUGUUAUCGGCUCGGUAUUCGGCGCCGCCUUCCUGUGCGGCUGUUGUGCGGCGUGUUGCUCCAAAUCGAAGCCAACAACCACCAGCACAGCGAACCAUUCCAUCAACAGCACUGUGGUGGUGUCCGGUUAUACACCGGAGGAACCCUCUAACGCAGCGCCCCCUUUCCCCUUCCGCGACGACCCACCGCCCUAUCCCGCUGACGGAUUCUUCCCGCCACUGCCCGAUCCCUCCACGCUCCAGGCCACUGCAGCAGCAUCGACGAAUACCGAUCCACCGAAAUAUUAAAACCUGGAGCAAUCGCAUUAUAAAUUUAAACACUUCGAAGUAUCAAAAAUUCCUGUGAUAAUGGCACUACAUAUAUCUGUACCAGUAACCCAUUCAUGCAACCUUCGGACGUUCAUUUAAAAGAAUUGUGUGAUUUUGUAACCGUAUUGAGUAACGUAGGAUUUAGUGUUCAACCACUCAGUGUCAGUGCGAAUACGUGAACGAAAACCUCUGAAAAACCCAAGAUGAAAUUCAGCAGUUAAUGCAGAAACGUUU
This is a messenger RNA of Paramacrobiotus metropolitanus, 1362 nucleotides long. RefSeq lists its product as uncharacterized. The record is from RefSeq and is a predicted model, not a curated record. NCBI's taxonomy places the organism in Eukaryota, Metazoa, Tardigrada, Eutardigrada, Parachela, Macrobiotidae. The transcript has 5 exons. Bases 139 to 1107 code for a protein of 322 amino acids.